AUGGUUGUCGGGGAAAGUCACGACACCAAAAUCGAUUCGUGGGCCCUUGGCGUACUAUGUUACGAAUUUUUAGUCGGUCAACCACCAUUCGUGGAGAUGGAUAGCGAGAUUAGAACCUGUAAUCGAAUUGCGAGAGUCGAUCUCAAAUUGCCGGAUGACAUGUCCCGUGAAGCCAAAGACUUGAUCAAAUCGUCUGAUAUGUUACCACCACCAUGCUAA
Molecule: messenger RNA, 219 nt
Organism: Acaulospora colombiana
Lineage: Eukaryota; Fungi; Glomeromycota; Glomeromycetes; Diversisporales; Acaulosporaceae
Source: the annotation of a GenBank genome assembly